This is a messenger RNA of Sipha flava (yellow sugarcane aphid), 4142 nucleotides long. RefSeq lists its product as uncharacterized. The transcript has 2 exons. The record is from RefSeq and is a predicted model, not a curated record. Bases 371 to 3823 code for a protein of 1150 amino acids. NCBI's taxonomy places the organism in Eukaryota, Metazoa, Arthropoda, Insecta, Hemiptera, Aphididae.
AUCCCGCGCUCGCGAGCUUUCGGCUUUGUCCCUGCAGCGGCGGCGGCGGAUUGAUUCAGUACUUGUGCGUACGCCGUUAUUGAUUCGCCCACACGCUGCCGUUCGACCGUGGUAGUGUUAGUGUCGACGGCGGUGUGGACCGUGUGGGGCGAGAGCGAGGGGGUUUUCUGGCCGCCGAAUCGACCACGGUCUCACUCCGGUCCCGUUCGUCGUUCCGGUUCGUACCGGAAGAAGUCAGCCGUCGACGCUGCAGUACCGGCACGAAUGUUGCGUCGUAAUCGUCCGGUCGGUUGCUGCGCGUGAGUUUGUCGCAGUCGACAGUUACGUCCCGAGCGGUUAAGUGAAAAACGGAACAUGUAAAAGAUUAAAAAUGUCUGUCAUAACCAUUUGUAAAACUGUGGGAGAAAUGAAUACGUUUAAAAAUCAAUCAACUUCUAAACUCAUAAAUUCUUCUACAUUGCCAAAGUUAUCAGAAAACACAUUAUUAACUAUGCCAUCUACAUCAUCCGUCCAACCAAACCAAUUAUUGCUGAUUAAUAAUUCUGAAGGCCAACCCGUGUCUGGCAUAUUGUUACCUUCCAAUCAUUUUAUGUUUAAAUUAAAUCAAAACCAGAUUCAACCUAAAUCAAAUCCAGAUGAUUACAUCGAGCGCGAAUCUACUUCAAAAUAUUUUUCAAUGAAUAAAGGUGAAAAGAAAAUGUUUCGAGAAACAUUUUUUAGUACACUUCUCGAUUUUAUGCAUCAAAUCGUUAAAGAUGGUCGCAUUGUUGGUUCUUCUGACCCUAUUUGGGAACAUGUUGCUUCGAAAUUAGAUAAUAUACUUAAGCCGAAAAGUAUUUACAAUCGCUUUAUUUUAAAUAAACAUUCCUGUAGAACAAGAUUAAUUGAAGCAUAUUUAAAAGAUCCUAAAAGCCAAACCACAGAUAUAUCUAUAUUAAAUCAUAUGAUGAAAACUGAUAUGCAUCAUGAAAUUGUUGAAAAAAGACCAGGUCAUGUAGAUAAUCAAACCUUUUAUGAUGCUUUAUUUGUAUUUAAAGAUAAGGUUUUAAGGAAUGGACAAGUAGCACCAAGUGUUGACUCUGUUUGGAACCAAAUUUCGGCGCAUUUAAAUCAUGCUUUAAAACCGAAUAGUAUUUAUUUAAGAUUGAAACGAAAUACUCACAACUGUCAUAAAAAAUUACUUGCUCAUUGUAAACUUGACCCUUCAAAGGCUAAGACCUAUGAUGUCCCAAGUCGAAAGUUGGCAUCACCUGUAGAAAAACCAUUUAAUAAAAUAAAGAAGAAAAGUUUAAAAUUUGAAGAUUCUUCCAAAUUUUUUAAAGCUUUGUAUUCUCAUAGGCAUAUGAUUAUACAGAAUGGUUCAAUAGCAAGAUACAAUAAUUCGGUUUGGAAUGAAGUAGCAAAAAUGUUGGAUUAUGCAUUACAACCAUCUGAUGUCCAUUCAAAAUUUAUUCGUAACCAUGACUUAUGCCAAACUAAACUUAUUGAAGCAUGUAAAGAAGAUGAAAAUUUUACUCCAUUAGUUGUACCCAAAUUUAACAAACCCAAUUGUGUGUCCGAUGAAGUUUUUUUUAAUAUAUUAUGUAGGUAUCGUGAUGAUAUUCUACAGAAUGGAAGUGAAAUAGCUAAAUUUUCUCAUCCUGUAUGGACUCAAAUAUCAAAAGAUCUUAAUGACACUUUAAAACCAGCUACUGUUUAUUUUAGGGUGACUCGAAAUUCUCAACUAUGCUUAAAUAGACUUCUGAAGCCUGAAUUAUUAACAGACCAUACUUAUAAAGAUAUUAUUAAUAAAGACAAGUUUUUUGAAACUAUAUGCUUGUAUAAAUAUUCGAUAAUGAAUGGUGACGUAGUUGUUGAUUUAAAUGAUCCAGUUUGGAAUGAGAUUUCUCUUCAAUUAAACUCUGUGUUAUCUCCUGAAGCUAUUUAUGAUAUAAUUUAUAAUGAUAAAGAUUUGUGCAAAACAAAAAUGAUUCAAGCCCUUAAAACUGAGCGAAGUGUGUUUUCUGGUGAAAAUCCGGAGAUAUCCGAAAAUAUAAAUGAAUACACUCCAAUAGUUGAAUGUAAUAUUUCUAAUGAACCCAUUUAUGAUUUUAAUGAAAUUAUAAAUGAAUUUAAAGAUUCUAUUUUACAGCCCAAUGGACAAAUGGCUUUAAAAGAUGACCCUAUAUGGAAACAAAUAUCUUGUCGUUUGAAAGAUUUGAGUUCAGAUGAAGUUUAUUCACGUGUCAUUAAUGAUUAUAAAAAUUGCCGAACACGAAUUUUCGGUGUUAAGCCAGUUCAUAAAAAUCGAUUGUUUGAAGCAAUAUUUGCAUAUCGUCAAUUAGUUAUAAGCAAUAAUUCAAUUGCAAAUAUUAACGAUGAAGUUUGGAUAAAAAUUAGCGAAAAACUUAAUUUUGCAUUAACACCCAAAGAAAUUUAUUCAAGAUUUAUCAAGGAUAUUGAUGGUUGCCGUACAAAGUUAUUGAAAUCAUCAAAAAAGGAUUGGAGUCGCUCUCAAGGUGUUGAUAAAGAUAAGUUUUUAGAUAUUAUUAUAAGUCAUAAAGAUUCUAUAUUAAAAAAUGGAUCACAUGCUAAGCCCAGUGAUCCAAUUUGGAGAGAAAUUGCUUCCAAAUUAAAUUUUUUGGUAAAACCAUUAACUCUUUAUAAUAAUUUUAUGUUAAAUAGACAUAAUUGCCAACAAAAACUGUUAGAAGCUUGUGAAUUAGAUAAAAAUGAGUUAGCCGUAUCUCAGAUUUCAUCAAAAAUAACUUCUCAGAUGGAUCAUGACUACAUAAAAGGUGACAUAGAUACUACUUUUGAAGAUUUAGUGUACAUGAGGCAAAAAGUUGGCUAUGUACAAGAAAAUGACUUUAUUGAAGCUUGUUUAGUAUUCAAAGACAGAUUAGUGAAAAAUAACUGUAUAGUGCCAUCAACUGAUAAAGUUUGGAAUGAUAUAUCAAAGUAUCUUAAUUAUGCAAUCAAAUCCAAAACAGCUUAUUUAAGAUUCAAACGUAAUACUCAUAAUUGUCAAGGGAAAUUAUUUGGAGUUUUUCAAUUAAACGAGCUUUCUUAUGAUCAAGACGAAGAAUCAUAUUCUAUCGACGAUCAAAGUAUUGAGAAUGAAAUGUUUUUUGAUGCAAUAUCAAUCUUUAAGCACUCCAUUAUUAAUAAUGGUUCUUUUGCCAUGGAAUCUAGUCCAGUUUGGUUAGAUGUUUCAAAUUUAAUGAACAAUUUACUCACACCUGAUGAAGCAUUUUGGAAGUUUCGUCAAAACAUUGAUUCCUGCCGAACAAAACUAAUAAAAAAGUGUUUAGCUGAUUGGAACAACGAGCCUUCUUCAGUUAUUCAAAAUCGAAUUCAGGUUAUGAAAUCUAAAGAAUCGUUGUGGAAAAAAAAUUUAAUAUCAGAACAUAUUUCUAGAGUGAAUGGAAAAAACUAUAAUCAACCAUUAAUUAUGAAUGAAGAUGUAUUUUAUGAUGCUAUUUAUAAACAUAAAAGUGAUAUAUUCCACAAUGACUUAGUUGCAAAUAGUGAAAGUCCUGUAUGGACAGCUAUUGCCAAAGAGUUAAAUAAUGAAUUAGAACCGUCAACCAUAUACCUAAGAUUUAAGAAUAACAUGACUAAAUGUAACCUAAAGUUUGCAGAAGCAGCUCAAAGGCACAGUCUUUAUAAAUUAAAUCAAAAACAAAGUCAAAUGGAAACACAAAUACUAAUUGAUGAAAAUUCAUAUGAUUCAUAUGAUCAAAAUAUGGUUAUAGAUUAUGAUGAUGACUGCAUUGUAGAAUCGGAUGUAAAAAAUUUCGAAAUAAAGGACUACAGUGAUGAAACAUCUACUAUACAAUAGAGUUGUGAACAUAGAAAGAUGUAAAUAAAUUUAAAUUAUUUUAAAAAUAAAAUAUAUUCAAAUAUAUACACAGAAAUUACCUUAAUAUUAUAAAAAAGAAUAAUUUAUCCACAAUAGAAUUGGAAUAGAAACUAAUAACAAUGAUCUCUAAAAAAAAAAUUAACCAUUAUUCUAAAAUAAAGUUUUUUUUUUUUUUUUUAUAUGCCUUAUGAUGACUGAUUAAUGUUACCUAUAAUAUUAUUUUAUUAAUUAUUUUGUUUUUAUUUUUAUAUUUUUUAAUUUUUCAUUAAACUACACGGUUGUGCUGUAAUAUUACUAU